AUGUCUUGUCUCAGGGGCCAGCCCUCCUUACGCCGCGAAACAACCAUGAUUGUCGAGAUCCGUGACGGAGCCGGCAAGCGCUGGGCAGGCAUUCCGCCGCAGUCCGGAAGGAACCGCACAUGCACAUGCGGCCGGCUGCCCGGGGCGAAACCUCGCGUCGCACGACGCCGAGCCAGCGCCGGCAUGCCUCCUCGCCCGCUCAAGACUCCCUCCCCGACGUCGCGGCGACUGCCCUGGGACACGGAGGAGAGGUUUGUCCACCUCUGCGUCCGCAAGUCGCCCGCGUCUCUCAAGCUUCUCCGCGUCGACGUCUCCAGCGCCACCUCUGACCAGAGCGUCUUCAGAAGACUCCGCGACGCGUACUAUCGUGAGCGCGGCGCCCAGCCUUUCCGGCGGCUGCACGAACUGACCGGCGCGGAAUGCAUGGACAGACUGUCCCGGUCCGUCGCCCUGCUCAGGCCAAAGAAAGUCCAGUUCAUCACGUUCCAUCUCACCAGUGCCGACGACGAGAUCGUACACUUCGCAGAGUACACGAACUCGCCCGUAGAGGAGCGUCUGUUCCGGCACCAAUAUUCGUUGGCGUAUGCCACCGCCUCGUUUCCGUUUCCGGUGCUGCCGAGCAUUUUCAUGUACAUGUUCGAGAACUCGACGCCGUCUUGCUCUCCUCCGCUGGACGUCAUGUUGAGGCUGCUGUCGCAGGAGAGGGCCCCGAGGCUCCAGUUUGAUCCGGCUUUUCGGGGCGCAAAGGAUGUUCCCCGCGGCUUUGGCGUUUUGAUCAUUGAGGAAUUGAGUCCCGCCGCAGUCUGCUUGAUGGCGUUUACGAUUGGGGUGUUAGUUUUGGUGUGGGCGGGUUUGUGGUCUGCACGGGGGCAGUAA
Molecule: messenger RNA, 876 nt
Organism: Metarhizium album ARSEF 1941
Lineage: Eukaryota; Fungi; Ascomycota; Sordariomycetes; Hypocreales; Clavicipitaceae
Exons: 2
Coding region: 1-876 (291 amino acids)
Source: RefSeq, a predicted model, not a curated record